AUGGAUGCUAUGGAAAUCUCCUUUGGAACCAUAAUGCUGUUACAGAUCAGCAUCGGAGUCUUAAUGAAUGCCUUCCUUCUCCUUUUUCAUACCCAUAUGGUCUCUGCUAGCCACAGACUUAGCUAUUCUGACCUGAUCCUUGCUCACCUGGCCUUGGCUAAUUCCCUGACCCUUCUCAGCAGGGGAAUCCCAGACACCCUAUAUAUUUGGGGGCUGAUAAAUUUCCUGGAUGACAUGGGGUGUAAAAUCCUGAUUUACCUGUACCGAGUUUCCCGUGGCCUUUCCAUUUGUACCACCUGCCUCUUGAGCAUUUUCCAGGCUGUCACCAUCAGUCCCUCCACCUUCCGGUGGGCAGGAUUUAAAGCCAAAUUACCCCAGUGUGUCAUCCUCUCCUGUCUCCUCUCCUGGGUCAUGAAUCUGCUGAUCGACUUUUAUAUACUGAAGUAUGUAACAGGCCCACGAAACAGCAGUAGUGUUCAAAUAGUUAUGGACCUCAAGUAUUGCAUCAAAGUCAGUGCUGAACCGGAAACCAAACUGGCCAUUGCUGUGGUACUUCCACUCCGGGAUCUGUUCUUCGUGGGGCUCAUGAGCGUGGCCAGUGGCUACAUGGUAUUUGUCCUUCACAGACACCACCGGCAGGUCCGGCACCUCCACGGGCCCGGCUCCUCCUUGAGGGUGAUGCCUGAAGUCCAAGCGGCCAAAAGGGUCAUUGCUCUGGUCACCCUCUAUGUCCUCCUCUAUGGGAGACAGGCUGUCAUGCUGAGUGUUAUUAUCAACAUGAAAGAGAAGUCUCCUCUGCUGGUGAGAGUCCACCUACUUUUGUCAUUUUCCUUCUCAGUUGUCAGUCCGUUCCUGAUGAUCCACAGUGACAGGAGGCUGAGUGUGUUCUGGAAAAGGGAUUUCCCUGUGUCAAACACAGAUCCAUCAUAA
Molecule: messenger RNA, 930 nt
Organism: Ornithorhynchus anatinus (platypus)
Lineage: Eukaryota; Metazoa; Chordata; Mammalia; Monotremata; Ornithorhynchidae
Product: vomeronasal 1 receptor ornAnaV1R3191
Exons: 1
Coding region: 1-930 (309 amino acids)
Biological process (GO): G protein-coupled receptor signaling pathway
Cellular component (GO): membrane
Molecular function (GO): pheromone receptor activity
Source: RefSeq, marked inferred